ACGGGUAAGUAGAAGGGACGAUAUGUUUGCUGGAAAUACAGAAAUCGGGCUGAAAAGAAUUGGAACAUCGGUAACAGUUCCUGCAGAUCCACGGGCUAGGUUGAUGUACUAUUUAAGGUGUAUUUGUCAGGUUCUCAGUUUGGAUGACGAAAACUUGGACCGACUCACUGAUUUCACUUACUACUAUACCUUGACAACAAAUGAACUAGAUGCACUGCUCGUUUUGUGCAUUUUAAUAAGCCCGGAUAAUUUGGUCGGAAAAUGCAUUUUCGAGGAUGAUGAACUAUGUGGGGACUUGGUGACUCAGUUUUAUGAGUUGAGUGCUGUACAAAACCGAUUUUUGGUGACAGAUACCGUGUUACUUGGGAGUCAGCAAAGACAUAUAAAGAAAAUCAUGACUUUUAAGAAAACAUUUCUGCAAAAUUAUUAUAUUAUUCCCAUUGCGACUUUCGCUGACAGAUUGCGAGUUAUCGCUGGUAUAGAUAACCAACCACGUGCCUCAUACCACACGACUGCAAUAAUCACACAGCCGCAACAUCUGACGGAGCCUCCAAGUCAGAAGUGUUACGAGAGGGCUUGUUUGCACUUGUGCAUAACAUGCAUUUUUCCGUUAUGGAUUGUUGUUUGGUGUUGUUUGUGUGCCUGGGAGGUCUAAGAAGGAUCAGGAUAUGCGAUCAGAGAUAGUAAAAAGAAUAGUUUUUUUCGUUUGUUAUUAGUUACUUUUGGUAUUUAGAACAUGUACAUACAUGUAUAUGCAGUUUUUAAUAAAACAUAAUAACUAUUUA
Molecule: messenger RNA, 785 nt
Organism: Saccostrea echinata
Lineage: Eukaryota; Metazoa; Mollusca; Bivalvia; Ostreida; Ostreidae
Exons: 3
Coding region: 23-655 (210 amino acids)
Source: RefSeq, a predicted model, not a curated record